CAUAUAUUGAAUAAUUAAUUUACAAUCUUGUGAAAUUUUAUUUAUUUCCAUCGCCAGGCAGCUAUUUAUUUUUUUCUGUAUAAUAAAUAAUAAUAAUAAUAAUAAUAAUUAUACGUGUACACUAAAAUCUAGCUCUACUAGAUCUAUUUAUUAAUUGUGCUCAGACAAGACUAUCGAAUCAGAUUAAACUUCCUGUUCGAUUCAUUGGAUGAUUCAAAUAGAAUUAUAGAUCUAACUAAAGAUGACACUUUCUGAACAAAAUUGUCAUUUUGAACAGAGGAUAGUAUCAGCUGCUGGAAGUGGAGAUAUUUCUACAGUAAGAAAAUUAUUAAGAAAGAAGAUUAAUGUAACUGCUACUGAUGUGUAUGGUAGAACUGCCCUGAGCUUUGCAAGCAAGGGUGGACAUGCAGAGGUUGUUAAGCUGCUUUUGGAAUCAAAUGCUGAUUGUGUUAAUCAGAAAAUAGGAUAUUCGGCUACACCCCUUCAUCUUGCAGCAAGAAAUCACCACACAGAUGUUGUAAAACACCUAGUUCUGGCUGGAGCCUCAUUAGAUGAAAGAAACUGCAACAAAUUAGCACCAUUGGAUCUGUGUCGUUAUGAUUCAGAUACUAGAGUUGUCUUAAGGAAUGUCAAACAAGGACAUCUGCCUUUGAAUGAACAAGUUUCUGAAGUUCCAGAAAUUCCUAAACAUGCAUUGCCAGAAAGACCAAAAUCUACAAGCGAAAAAACUAAGACUAAAGGGAAAACAGGCAAAGGAAAAAAGAAAACAGGUGGAAAAAAGAAAGGAACGAAGAAAAAAGGGAAAAAGAAAUAAUUUGUUUUCAUUAUUUUUGGUUUGAAUUAAAAUUUAAAAAAAUUGUUCUAUAUUGAGUCAAUCCAAUUCAAUCUGUAUAAAAACCUAGUCUAAAAACUCAUCUUAAAGGCAGAUACAGUAUAGUGCAUUGCCAUAAAAAAAAGUUGCAUAUUUUUUUGUUUAACUUUUGCUUAUAUAGUUUUUAAAAAAAUAGAACUGAAGAAAUUUUUUUUAUAUUUAAUGUAUAAAUUAUGAACAUGUCUGUUAUUCCUAUGACAUAACACAAUAGCCCAUUUUAUGUCUCAGUGAUUACUAAUAGCACUUGAAGAUUACUGGAUAAGUAAUUUUCAUGUGAGCCUUUACAUUUCAUAACAGAAUUUAAAAAAAAAAACAAUAAUAAAUAAGCAAUUUCAGAGUGGUGGAAUUCCUAGUCUGUCAGUAUUAAUAAAGUAGAAAAUUAGCAUUGAAAAUAAUAUUUAAAUGUUAAGAAUUGUCUUGAUAUUGAUGAGAGUAAAAUCCUUUUUUUAAAGAUAUUUGUUACAGACAAUUAUAGCAUUUAAUUUCAAUUUCUUCCUUGGGCUCCUAUAAAAUUCAUUGGAUUACGCUGGUGUAGCAUUUUUUUUUGCAAUAUAUUCACUAUUUGCAUAUCUGUUGUAAUGCAUAUUUUAUAUUAAUGCUAAAUUCUGCAUAUUCAACAAUUUAAACUAUUUCAUUGCACAUCCUAAUAAAAACUAUUUCGAUGCAUAUGUCUUGUAAUUAUAUGUAUGAUUGACCUAGACUUAUAAAUCUGUGCAAUAGAAAUAUUUUUACCAAUUGUUUUUGUUUAGCUUUAAGCUUUCUCAAUGUGCUAUGAUACUAUCACUUGUCUAGAUCAGUUGUGAAAGGGGGAGGGAAGAAGGGGUAUCUUGGUGAAUGUUUACAUGAUAGUUUUUUUUUUUAAUGCAUAAAAAAAAUGUUCACUAAGGGCUGUGUCCUCAAGGGGACUAAUUCAACUUAUACCACCACAUCUGUCAAGUACAGUUUCUUUCCCUUGUUCAAGAUACUAAACAAAAAAACUAAUUACCAAUAGUUAAUUAACUACUUGGUUAAUUUUUUAAUUUAUUCUUGUGUUGUCAGGUAAAAGAAAAAAAUUGUGCACAGUUUUUAGCUUAAUCCAAGAUUAUGUGUGGGAGAAAUGUGUAAAAACCUUUUACCAUACAAAGUGAGUUGAUAAAAGCUCUCUAAAAACUGAUAAAAAUUAAAAGAUAUGCUCCUAUUAUUUUUGUAACACAAUUUCUAUGUAUUGAUUAAUUAUUGGCUAUGCUCAACAUUUUGAGGGUGACUUCCCACUGUCUCAUUUUAUUCUAAAUUAAUUCUAAAAAUAAUUGAUUGGUGAACACAAAAUUUUACAAACUACUUAUCUUUAUGUGAAAGCGAGAAUCGACUACAAAGUGGCCAUACUUUGUCAUCAGUGUAUCUAUAAUAAAGAAAUGCCCUUGUACCUUAGCAAACUGAUCGCUCCACAUGUCCCUCAGACUCCUGCACUCAAUUGUCUCGUUAGUGGUGCCAUGUUUCUCCCUCAAAAACUUUCAAGAAGAACAUUAUACCCGAUGUGUAAAACUUGUUUAGAUUAGUUUGUCAUUUUAACUCUCACUGUAAUGUUUUCACAGCGAAUUGAGCCUACAUUUUGUUUGUUAAUAGUGCUUUUCAAAUUUUAUUAUUAAUAUUAACUCUGAUUACCCUGAUCAAUAUGUUUUGUAUGAAAUCAUGAAUUUUUUGAGCAUCUAGUUGCAUUUUCACAAUAAAACAUUGGCUGCUCAUAAAUUGUAACAAUUCCUGAACAUUGUUUAUGAAACUCUUGAAUCAAUAAACCCUGAAUCAAUAAACCCUUACAUUCGAAAAUUCCCAAAUGCAAUAGUCCUUUCGAAACCCAUGUAGGAUCUAGACCUAGAUUUAUAACAGUCAAACUAGGGUUUUACCCAUGUGGCCAACAAGCUAGUAGUUAAUACAUCAACUGUUAAUUUUCUAGGAAAUCGCUAGACAUUUUUCAUUUUAUAUAAAAUAAUCCUAUAUCACCUAAUACCCAUCCAAUGAGAGGCAAAACUGCUUCUACUGACAGAUGAAGAGGUGAAGGGAUACUAUUGCCCUCUUAAACCUUGAGCUUCAGAUAGAUGUGGGGUUCAUCAGCAUAGUAAUCAAAUUCAUUUAGAAGAGAAGUACUCAAGACUUAACUACAUCUGCUUUGUGCUGUUUAAGCUUCAGGAGUCAACCAAAAUAAAAGAAUAGCAAUUGAUAAAUUAAUGAAUUUAUUAAAUGAAAAUAGCGUCAAAUAUUCUACUCCUGAUAAAAAAAAACAUUAUAAGCCUAUUGUUUGAACUUUUUUUUUAUGCCAAAGACUUUUUUUAAAUAUAUGAAACAUAAUUUCAAAAAAUUUUGUAACACUCACAUAAAGUAAGCUGUGGAAAAUGUUUGAAGUGUUUAAUCUUUGAAACGCAAUGUUUAAGAAUACAAUACAUAAUGUAUGACAAAAGCCUGUGCUAACAAAUGUACUAGUCUCGUCGCAACGGGAACUUCUCUGAUUUGAUGCCAUCUUUGUUGACCACAGAUAUAAUUAUGUUGUCUCCAGUGUAGAUGUCUCUCUCUGCAGCAGAUGUGAAGACAUCCUUGACUAAAGCAACACACUGUGUGGAUGUGAGAGACUGAGCAGUGUACCCGUUCUGGUUCUUACCUCCAAUCUAAAAAAAAUUUAAAAAAAAAAAAUUAACAAACAUUAAAGUAACUAGUCCAAGGUUGUUUUUAUUAUGCUAACUAUACCUGAAUAGUGCAACCUAGAAACCUUAAUUAAAAUUGUACAAAAAAAAAGAAAUAUAACAAUAUGUCUACUUUCCAAAAUAUAUGCUCCAAAUUAUACAUGUAUUUUUAAGGGUGGCAUUGCAUCAGCACUUUCAUAUAAAAAAAAAGUUUAGGAAAAGAAAAAAAGAAGAGCUAUUAUAUCCAGUUUUAGUUAAGCAUACACACCUGGCUUUAACUACAAGAUGUAUAUAUUCUAGUUCUGAACAAGAUAUGAAGAACUUUUCUAAUACAAAAGUUUAAAAACAAACCUGUUACCUGGUUAAUUUGUAUCAUCCAUCCAUUUAUUCAUUGAACUGAAUUAGGAGUUCACUGUAAAUACAGUAUUCUAUCACAGAAGGAGUGUGUGUUAAACCAUUUUAAUCAGUAUAUGAAAAAAACAAACCUGGUUAUCCAGCAGUGGUUGCAACAUGGCUGAGGCUGACCCUUUUGCUCUAAAUGACUCUUUUUCAUAACAACCAACAGGAUCAAAACUGUAGACGCAGCCUUUUCCUAACAAAUAAAGUAUUCAACUGAUACAAUAUUCAAGAUACACCCACCAUUAAACAAAAAUUAAAAAUCUGUUCCAAGAAUUUUAAGUACCUUAGAAAUGAUUGCUAAAUAUUAAUUCCAAUAUCCUGAUCCUCCAUUUUAGCUAAUAAAAGACAAGUAAUACAAAUUUAAAGAUAAGAGAAAAAUGCUAUAUAAUACUACUUUAAUUAGCAGAUUUUAAAAAAUUAGGCCAAAUGAAUAAUUCCGUCAGAAUUUGGAAAAUAAUUAUGGAAAGAAAGUGUAAAAAGUAAACUUGUACAGAGAAUGUGUAUCUAUCAUUCUGCAUCCGUUAUUUAUUUACUAUACUUACCCAGGGCAAGUUAGAGCUAUUUAGAAGUACAUAUAUCCAGAAAUUCUAUAAAAAAACAAUUAGAUCAACACAAAGAAAAAAAAAAUACCCUCUUCAUCCAAGCCAGCCACCACAUUGUGGGUGUAGUAUGGAAAAAAUCUUCUGUAGUACAGUAUAGUGGAGAGCAUGGCAGCUAUUGAAGCAGUUGGCAUGGGUUUGUUGUGAUCUUUUUCAAAUAU
Molecule: messenger RNA, 4681 nt
Organism: Biomphalaria glabrata
Lineage: Eukaryota; Metazoa; Mollusca; Gastropoda; Planorbidae
Product: ankyrin repeat domain-containing protein 54-like
Exons: 4
Coding region: 242-814 (190 amino acids)
Molecular function (GO): protein binding
Source: RefSeq, a predicted model, not a curated record